AUGAGUUAUCAAUCGAAAAUCAUGCAAGGUUUCAUGCCUCUUGAUCAUCUCCUCUUCACCUUGUUUCUCUUUGGCAUUUUCUUUGUGAAUCAUGCAUGCAACCAAACAGAUCGCAACUCUCUCUUGUCUUUACCCUUCCAUACUUCUUCUCCUCCUUUAAAUUGGUCUUCCGUUGAUUGUUGCCAUUGGGAAGGAAUUUCUUGUGAUCAUAAAGGUCAAGUCACUGAUAUUUGGUUACCCUCUAAAGGCCUCAUAGGUACCAUAUCUCCCUCUCUUGGAAACCUCACAAGUCUAUCUCACCUCAAUCUCUCCCAAAAUUCACUUUCAGGUUCUCUACCUAAUGGAUUGUUUUCAUCCUCGAAUCAACUCAAGGUCCUUGAUUUGAGCUACAACCAUAUAUCUGGAGAUAUUAGAAGUAUAUCUGGCUUGCCUGCCUCCAUUCAAAUUGUUGACAUAUCUAGUAAUCGCUUAUGUGGGAGGAUUGAGCCUUCAUUCCUUCAACGAGCAUUGAGUUUGAUCAAUCUUAAUGUUAGCAACAAUGGUUUCACGGGCCCAAUUCCUUCCUCUCCUUGUAUUCAUUCUCCCUUUGUCAUGCUCCUUGAUUUUUCUCAUAAUCAUCAUGAUGGCCAAGUUCCUAGUGGACUAGGGGAAUGUUCCAAAUUAAAGGUUUUCCGAGCAGGUUUUAACUCUCUCACAGGAUCGCUUCCUUCCAAUAUAUACAGUGCGACAGAGUUGGAGGAAAUUUCUUUACCUUCCAAUGACCUUUCGGGACCUAUCAAAAAUGACAUCUCCAAUCUUACAAAGCUCACCAUCAUAGAGUUAUAUGACAAUAAAUUGAGCGGUAAGCUCCCUCAGAAUAUUGGAAAGCUCUCCAGAUUAAGGUACAUGCUUCUACAUAUGAACUGCUUAAUAGGUUCUUUGCCUCCAUUUUUGAUGAAUUGCACAAAUCUCGUAAAAUUGAAUUUACGAUACAAUUUCUUUGGAGGAGAUAUCUCUGCCGUUAAUUUCUCGAGUCUUCAACAACUCACUAUACUUGACCUGGGGUUUAAUGAAUUCAAUGGCAACUUGCCAGCAAGCCUUUUCUCAUGCAAGUCUCUAAGAUCACUUCGACUCUGCCGAAACCAACUAGAAGGACAAAUCCAACCUAAGCUCCUUCAAUUGAAAUUUUUAUCCUUGCUUUCACUUGCUCACAAUAGGCUAACUAAUAUCACAGGGGCAAUUAAGAUUAUGAUGCAUUGCAAGACUCUGAGCAUAGUUUUUCUUAAUGGAAAUUUUCUGCAUGAGGUAAUCCCAGCUGAUGGUAGUAUUGUUGGUUCUAAUGGAUGCAAUCUUCGAUUGUUGAGUCUUGAUUCUAGCCAACUAACUGGUCAAUUACCUAUAUGGCUAUCUAAGCUUAAGAAGCUAGAAGUGUUGAAUCUAGGUUUCAAUCGUAUCACGGGUUCAAUUCCUGGUUGGUUGUCGACUUUACCAAGGCUCUUUUAUAUAGACUUGUCAAAUAACCUCAUAUCAGGUGAAUUUCCAAAAGAACUUUGUGGAUUGUUGGCCUUGGUAUCAGAACAAGCUAGAACUCUAAUAGAUCAUAGUUAUCUGGAUUUACCUAUCUUUUUCUCUAGCAAUGGUAUCUACAGCCAAUACAAUUAUCUCUCUAACAUGCCACAAGGAAUACUGAUUGGAAACAAUAAUAUCAGUGGCAACAUCCCCGUUGAGAUCAGUCGUUUGCGAUGUCUCCGUAUGCUAAAUCUUAGUCAUAACAAUUUCUCAGGAAGCAUUCCAAAUCAAAUAUCUGAGCUAACAAACUUAGAAGAAUUGGGCCUCUCUGGAAAUCAGCUGUCCGGCGAAAUACCAACAUCACUAGCAAGUCUACAUUUCUUGUCGCAGUUAAGCGUUGCAAACAAUAAUCUCCAUGGAUCAAUACCAUCAGGCACUCAACUCCAGAGCUUUAGUGCCUCUUCAUACGAGGGCAAUCUCGGACUUUGUGGCCCCCCGCUUCCAAAGUGUGACAAUAUUGUUAGCAACAAUGGAGACAAAAAUAUUCACGAUGAGGAAGAUGAGCUCAGAAUCCCAUGGUUUCCGAUUAUUGUGGUUCUCGGUUUCAUUACAGGUUUUUGGGGAGUCUGUGGUCCUUUACUUUUUAGCCGUAAGUGGAGAGUUGCAUAUUUCCAAUUCCUUGACAACAUAAAAGACAGGUUCCACUUUACAACAGCUAUGUGUUUGGCCGGAUUGAGCAGAAGGUCUUUCUAG
Messenger RNA from Corylus avellana, 2241 nucleotides. Its product is annotated as receptor-like protein 3. The record is from RefSeq and is a predicted model, not a curated record. Lineage: Eukaryota; Viridiplantae; Streptophyta; Magnoliopsida; Fagales; Betulaceae. Gene Ontology annotation, molecular function: protein binding.